UACGAAUUGAAGGACUCGUAUCCAAUUUGCAGUUUGGACUACAAACACAUAUUCAAGCUCAGUUCCAUAUUCAGUUCAUAUUAAUCAGUUCCAUCGAUGGUUUAUUGACCCCAUAGAAGCCUAAGAAGUUUCAGCUGCUUCAAGUCGAAAAUCCGACCACACUGAAACUCACUCACGAAAAGCAUAAAGACCUUUAUUUGUACGAAGCAAAGAAGCAAAGAAGCAAAAAGUUACUGGAUGCAAGGAAAUCGAGUUUUCAAAAGUGGCGGCGUUUUCAUCAUCAUAUCAGAAAGGUAGAAAGAUCAUUUCAAGACGAAUGGAAAAAUAAUUUUGUUUUUCAAACCGUUGAAAAUAAACAGGAAGAAAUCUCCCAGUGAUCAAGAAAUCGAUUCUAGUUUGAAGACGUAAAGACUGACUUUCAGGGAAGCAGGAUAAAUGUGAGGAUUUUGAAAUUUGAAACCGAAAAUUUAAAAUUAUCUUCAAGAAUCUAGCAAUAAAAACAAGGAGUGUCAAGAUUUAAGAAUUCAAGAACAUCGAGAGACAUUUUUCGAAUUACUAUGAAUAUAUGAACAAAAUUUUGAUUCUUCAAUGAAUUGUGCGGCAAUGCAAAUCUGAACAGGUUUGCCGUCUGGAAGAUUCAGAACCGAUAAGGCAAGCCUUACGUUAUUGCUGAAAGCGCAAUAUCAAACAUUGUUCAUGAUAUACGUCAUUCAAACUUCACUGACUUGAUAACGAUUGAAAUAUUGUUUAACGAAUGUUAUUGUUAUCGCUGUAGCCUUGUCAACGUUCUCUCAAUUGGAUCAAAACAUUCAUAAAUAACUAAGCUUCCAAAAGCUGGUCGUUUUAGAGCCGAAAUGUUCCCGUAUGGUGUCCGAAUUGGCUCGUGCGUAUUUCUCCUCAUAACAUUUUUCGUUGGUUUGAUCGGAAAUCUGUUAGUUUGUCUAGCGGUUCGCAAUAGCGUGAGCAUGCGCACUCCGACCAACUUGAUACUCGUCAAUCUGGCGGUUGCCGAUUUCUUGGGCUGUCUGGUCAACAUGCCAAUAAUGUGUUACACAUUCUGGACUGAUUUUCAAGACAAGAGUAUAGACGCUUUAGGCGAGGUCCAUUUUGUACUCACCGUGUUCAUAGGCUUCCCUAUUUGUUGUUGCCACGUGCUUCUCUGCAUUGAUCGUCACGAUGCCAUUAAGUCACCAUUCCAACGACGCAUCAAUAAGAACAGAAUCAAAAAGAUCUCCUUAGUGGUGUGGGCUGUAUCGUUUGCUACAGGAAUACUGACAAUAUCUCUGGUUCUUUUGGUACCCACGCACUGGUUGACACUGCGUGAAGAAAAACCACAUUUUAUCGCUGGCGAGAUAUUGAACGGAACGGGGACGUUUGUGAUACUAGCGAUCCUUUCCAUGAUGAUAUACUCUUCAUGUGUCGUCAAAAGGGGGAUCAAUUCUCAUAACAACAACAUGAUGAGCGCGAUGGGUCGUGCUACAAUAGACAGAGAAAUGCGGAUUACCAAAGUGACCACAGUUUUAAUCACCGCAUUCACGGUGACAUGUCUUCCCUGGGUCUUCUUUCGACUGUUGUAUGACAUCAAUGGACAUCAAGAUGAAAUAAGCUACGCGAUCUGUUAUACCUUCUUGUUCACCUCCCACGCCAUAAAUCCUAUUGUCUACGCUGGUUUGAUGCGCAACUUCCAAAGAACAAUGAAACAGAGCUUGAAAUAUUGUUUGGCGAAAAUAUGCUGUGGAAUGGCUUGCACGACGGGUUUGGGAGGAAGAUUAGAGAGAGAGCAAGGGGAGGGAACGUCUGUUAAAGGUUUGCAGCAGUCGAGAAACUCUCUAGCAGCAAUUCAACCUUUGGACCUUGAGAAUCUUAAUACAUAGAGUUUUCAACAACAAUGGCAUGUGCAGUUUAAUGAAAUAGUAAGACUAUACGAGUUAUUAUACAGCUCCAUUAAGUACUUCUAAUGUUUAUCAUUCAUUCAUCGAAAACGUUCAUUCCGUGUUUUUCCUUUUCCUUCCAUUGCUUCCCUCCCAAACUCUCUCCCUAGCUUUUUUCUUCGUUCUUUCGAUC
Actinia tenebrosa (Australian red waratah sea anemone) is the source of this 2064-nucleotide messenger RNA. Its product is annotated as neuromedin-U receptor 2-like. The record is from RefSeq and is a predicted model, not a curated record. Lineage: Eukaryota; Metazoa; Cnidaria; Anthozoa; Actiniaria; Actiniidae.